AUGUCCGGCAACAAUAACAUCACCGUGGCGUUUCCUGACCAGGAGAACUGGAGCGUCUGGUGGUGGAACGGAGUUGAGAACUUCCAGCUCGACAUUGUUGGGUUCCUCGCCGUGCUGGGGGAGUCGGCGGUGCUAGCGAAUGCUCAGGUUGCUGCUCUCUCGAGACUCUUUUACCUCCCUCGUAUUCUGCCUGCACCUCAGGCACUCAUUCGAACUGCCAGGCCUACUUCGCUGCCGCAUAGUGAUGGCAAGGUGACUGGGGUCGUCAGUGGGAACGUCAAGGACCAUGUACACCAUGUGGCUAACAUCCUUCUAGCCACUGGACCCCUCACCUGGGUAACACUGAUCGGUUUCAUGGAGGCCCUCACACUCCUCAUAGCCUCCAUUGUCUUCGGCGACGGCAUGUCCCUCAUCGCCACAAUCCUCCUAGCCGGCCUCUCCACGCUCGUAGGCAUCUGCAACAAAUGGACCCUCGAACUCCCCCAACCCCCCAAAGGCAAACGCGAAAUCCCCAAGGGUGAUGUGGUCAUCCGCUACCCCAACGGCAGUUUCCUCGUCGUCAAAUGCAACGAACAUGUCGCCCGCGAACUCUACUUCGCCCCAGAAGAAAUCGACUACGCCAUCAAAUCCCCCGUAACCUACCGCCUCCUCUCCCUAAUCGGCACCCUCAUGCUCAUGCUCGGCAUCGUCGCCCUCGCCAACGCCAAACUCUACCUCCAAGUCGCCUGGGCGGGCGCCUACAUAAUCACCAACAUCGCCCACUGGAUCGCCGCCGCCCUCCCGCAAAACACCCACUGGGACCUGUCCUGCUACGACGUCCGCGAACAGGGCCUCUCGACCGGCCCGGAAAACGCAAACUUCACCGAAGCCCUGUGGAAAGCCAUACUCCUCACGCAGUCGAUCCAGUGGGUGCGACCGGGCGGUGCGGCGCCGCAGACGAAAGUCUGGGAUGAUUGGUUGGAGGAUGCGCUGACGAAGGCGAAGGAGAGCGCGGGGAAAGGGGAGCGCGAGGCAGUUGGGUGGGAGGUGUUUUGGCCCGUGGAGGUGGUGAAGGGGGAGGUGGAGGCGGAGUAUCAGGUGUGGAAGGUGCCGGAGUGGGCGGCGAAGGCGGAGUGGGAUCGGAUGAAUAAGGAGACGAAUGCGGAGCCGUUUACGAAGGCUUGA
Molecule: messenger RNA, 1164 nt
Organism: Zasmidium cellare ATCC 36951
Lineage: Eukaryota; Fungi; Ascomycota; Dothideomycetes; Mycosphaerellales; Mycosphaerellaceae
Exons: 2
Coding region: 1-1164 (387 amino acids)
Source: RefSeq, a predicted model, not a curated record